This is a messenger RNA of Dothidotthia symphoricarpi CBS 119687, 1912 nucleotides long. RefSeq lists its product as uncharacterized. Gene Ontology annotation, molecular function: amino acid transmembrane transporter activity. Gene Ontology annotation, cellular component: membrane. NCBI's taxonomy places the organism in Eukaryota, Fungi, Ascomycota, Dothideomycetes, Pleosporales, Dothidotthiaceae. The transcript is spliced from 8 exons. Gene Ontology annotation, biological process: amino acid transmembrane transport. The coding region runs from base 351 to 1766 and encodes 471 amino acids. The record is from RefSeq and is a predicted model, not a curated record.
CAGCUUGCCCUUCAACUUGUACAAACGGUAUUCAGCAUUUGACACGAAUGGCGCUGAUAUUGUUGGUCUUGUAGUUCAUCGUCAUUAGCUCCGUGAUAGGAUCGGGUAUAUUCAGUAAUGGAGGUGCAGCUAUCGAGGUUGCUGGCCCUGGUGGGACGUUGCUUGCUCUUGUGGUCAUAGGCUUAGUCGCUAUUUGUGUAGCAGAAGGCCUGAGCGAGCUUACACAGCUGUUCCCUGCCCCAAACGCAAUCGUUCAAUACGUACAAGCCUUUGUCGACAAAGAUCUCGGAUGGGUGAUCGGUAUCGCGUACUGGUUUACAAAUUCGUCCAUCUUUGCCGCCCAGAAUCUUAUGGCUGCAAAUCUGGCCGUGUAUUGGGGCAUUAAAGAAGUAUGGCAAAUCAUAAUCUUUUAUUGCGUUACACCCGUCCUUAUCUUUACUAUCAAUCUUGUCGGCGUUGAUACGUUCGGAUGGAUUGAAGCUUUUGGAGGCAUCCUCAAGAUUGCCCUAGUACUUGCGGUUACAAUCAUCUUGUAUGUAAUAGCCGGGCAAGAAGGAAACUGGUCUAGCCAGGGCCCUAUCAACGAUGGCUUCCAGUACAAUCCCGCAUUUACCUCGAACAAAUAUCGUGCAAUUUGUUAUGUUAUUCCUAUGGUUGCUUUCGGCUUCUUAGGUAUUGAGGCCGUCGCGGUCACAGCUUUUGAGGCUCGAGAUUCUAAAUCGUUGCGUUUACCUUCUCAAAGUAUCGCGUACACGACGCUGGUUUUGUAUUUUCUGUGUUUAUUAGGCCAAUGUCUGAAUGUUUCGUGGACCUCCGACCGACUACCCCUGAUCUACAGCGGUAUUGGCGACGGCGACGGCGUAACUAACGCUACAACUUUACAAUGGCCAUUAUCCAGUAGUCUUACUAUCAUUGCGCUCUGGGACUGGGGCAAGAAAGGACUUGCUGGUUUCAUCAAUGGUGCUAUGAUCUUCAGCGUCCUCUCGGCUAGCAACACCUCGCUCUAUGUUGCGUCUCGGACACUAUAUGGCCUCGCCCGAGAAGUUCCUACGACGACCUGGUUGGGGAAGCUACUACACGGCUUUGCUGUUGUCGUCCCCAAGACCGGCGUACCAGCUGGUGCCCUGUUCUUUUCUGCUAUAGCCUUCAUCUGGCUACCUUUUAUGCACUUGCAAGCGGGAUAUGCUGUGCAAUACCUGGUAGAGAUCAUACAAAUAUCAGCUAGUGUAAGCAUUCUAAUUGUUUGGGCAACACUAUCCGUAGCGUACCUCCGCUACUACCUAUGGUUGAAGAAAUGUAGGCAGUGUUUGGUCGGCGAGUAUGAGCAAUUUUUGCGGAAUGGUAAUAAGUAUGAGCCGUACACUGUCCUCGCCUUCAUGCAGCCUAUUCCCGCUAUCGUCGCAAUCGCUGGUUGCCUCGUCAUCCUUGGUUUCUGCAGCGCGACAUGGUGGGACUUGAAAGCCACUUUCUCCAAGGUAGCAAUCGGCUACGCUGCGCCUAUCGUUCUGUUCACGAUUUUCGUUAUCUUCAAAAUUGUCAACCGACGCCUGUGGAUACGAACAAACGGCGAUUUCGCGGAACUCUCAAAGACCCUGGGCCGAUUGAAGUGGUACAAGCAAGACGAACGAGAGAUGAAGGAUAAACGUCAAGAUGAAGGUACCAGGGUGUUGUCUCCGCCGUUGAUAGGGUCAGACUCAAUGGUUGAGGAAUAUCCCAUGUCAAACUUUGCCCCUAGUACCGAGAUGCUUGCGCAAAGGCAGGUGUAACAUUUCUAAUAUCAGUUCAGCCUCUACAAUAUUAGAUGAUUGGGCGGGUAUAUAGGGGGAAUACUUGUUUUGCCAGUCCGAUGUAUGCCUGUCGAAUAUGAACGAAUAUGAAUAAACUAGUCCCUAGGCCUACAAACAGUGUUGAC